UGCUGCCAUUGUAACCUUCACAUAAAUAAAAAGAAGAUACAGCACCCAGCUGCCUCUCAUGCAGAGCCCUUUGAGUCCCGGACAUAGCCCACCAGCUGCUCCAGGGGCAUCACUGAGGAACAUGAAGUCCAUCCCUGAGGAACCGGCCCAGGCAGACCACAGUGGAGCACCAGAGUUCUGUGCAGAUGACAGUGCCUCUGCUGCAAGCAGUAUGGAGGUAACAGAUCGUAUUGCCUCUCUGGAGCAACGUGUUCAGAUGCAGGAAGAUGACAUCCAGCUGCUCAAGUCUGCCCUUGCUGAUGUGGUUCGACGCUUGAAUAUUACAGAGGAACAGCAGGCCAUGCAGAACAAGAAAGGACCUACCAAAGCAAGACCGCUGGUGCAAACCCUGCCUUUAAGGACUACUGUUAAUAACGGAACUGUGUUACCAAAGAAACCAAGUGGCUCUUUACCUUCCCCAUCAGGAACCAGAAAGGAAACUGUAUCACCAGCAGCAAAAAGCAGGUCUGUGAAUCUUCUCAAUGCAUGCAAACUGAAAAAGCCUGCUCUAAGCACCAUUAAGAGAACCAGUUCAGCUGAGCGUGUGUCCCCAGGUGGUCGAAGGGAAAGCUAUGGAGAUUCCAAAGGGAGUCGCAACCGAACUGGAUCCACCAGCAGUUCAUCUAGUGGUAAAAAGAAUAGUGAAAGCAAACCCAAGGAGCCAAUGUUCAGUGCAGAGGAAGGAUACGUUAAAAUGUUUCUUCGUGGACGUCCUGUUACCAUGUACAUGCCCAAAGAGCAAGUGGAAUCUUAUAAUUUGGAAGCGAAAGUAGAGCUACCAGCCAAGAGACUUAAACUGGAAUGGGUCUAUGGAUAUAGGGGUCGAGACUGCCGCAGUAAUCUCUAUCUUCUUCCAACGGGCGAAACUGUGUAUUUCAUUGCAUCUGUAGUUGUGUUAUUCAAUGUUGAAGAGCAACUUCAGAGACAUUACACUGGUCAUAAUGAUGAUGUGAAGUGCCUGGCUGUCCAUCCUGAUAGGAUCACUAUAGCAACAGGUCAAGUUGCAGGGACAUCCAAGGAUGGAAAACAAUUGCCACCACAUGUACGUGUCUGGGAUUCUGUAACUCUGAAUACACUGCAUGUCAUUGGAAUGGGAUUUUUUGACCGAGCCGUCACUUGCAUUGCUUUUUCUAAAUCUAAUGGAGGAAGUAGCCUGUGCUCUGUGGAUGACUCAAAUGACCACGUGCUCUCCGUGUGGGACUGGCAGAAAGAAGAAAGGCUGGCAGAUGUCAAGUGCUCUAAUGAGGCUGUAUUUGCUGCAGAUUUUCACCCUACUGAUACAAAUAUAAUAGUUACAUGUGGAAAAUCACACCUUUAUUUCUGGACACUGGAAGGGAAUUCCCUUAUUAAAAAGCAAGGAUUAUUUGAGAAACAAGAGAAGCCAAAGUUUGUCCUGUGUGUGACCUUUUCUGAAAAUGGUGAUACUAUUACAGGAGACUCAAGCGGAAACAUUUUGGUUUGGGGGAAAGGUACCAAUAGAAUAAGCCAUGCAGUUCAAGGGGCACAUGAGGGUGGAAUAUUUGCACUCUGUAUGCUGCGUGAUGGCACAUUAGUAUCAGGAGGUGGAAAAGACCGAAAGCUGAUAUCUUGGAAUGGAAAUUACCAAAAACUUCACAAAACUGAGAUUCCAGAGCAGUUUGGUCCAAUAAGAACAGUAGCAGAGGGAAAAGGGGAUGUUGUAUUAAUAGGAACCACCAGAAACUUUGUCCUACAGGGCACGCUGUCGGGAGAUUUUUUCCCAAUUACCCAGGGUCACACUGAUGAGCUUUGGGGACUUGCAGUCCAUUCCUCUAAACCUCAGUUCUUUACUUGUGGACAUGACAAACACAUUACCCUCUGGGAUGCUACCACUCAUCGUCCCAUCUGGAACAAGAUUAUAGAGGAUCCAGCACAGUCUUCCGGUUUUCAUCCUUCAGCAUCUGUUGUUGCAGUAGGGACGCUGACUGGCAGGUGGUUUGUAUUUGACACAGAAACAAAAGACUUGGUCACUGUACACACAGAUGGAAAUGAACAGCUGUCUGUAAUGCGUUACUCACCAGAUGGAAACUUCUUGGCAAUAGGUUCCCAUGACAACUGUAUUUAUAUAUAUGGUGUAAGUGAAAAUGGAAGAAAGUACACUAGAAUUGGCAAAUGUUCGGGUCAUUCCAGCUUCAUUACUCAUCUAGAUUGGUCUGUUAAUUCACAAUAUCUUGUGUCUAAUUCAGGAGACUAUGAAAUCUUAUACUGGAUCCCCUCUGCUUGUAAACAAGUUGUGAGUGUUGAAACAACUAGAGAUAUAGAAUGGGCCACUUACACCUGUACUUUAGGAUUCCAUGUUUUUGGUGUAUGGCCUGAAGGUUCUGAUGGAACAGAUAUCAACGCUGUCUGUCGAUCACAUGGGAGAAAACUGCUAUCAACAGGGGAUGAUUUUGGCAAAGUACAUCUCUUCUCAUAUCCAUGCUCACAGUUUAGGGCUCCAAGCCAUGUGUACGGUGGCCACAGUAGUCAUGUAACUAAUGUAGAUUUUCUCUGUGAAGACACCCACCUCAUCUCCACGGGCGGCAAAGAUACAAGUAUUAUGCAGUGGCGAGUCAUUUAAAGGAAACAUCAGUGUGAACUUACCCAGCUGAGUCAACCAUGCACAGAACUUAUGUAUAAACUGUAUAUUUAAAACUUAACAGUAUGUUUGCAGUUUAGCCUGGUCACUGUGAUUUUUGUUUAAAAAAAAAAAAAAAAAAAGAAAUUCUUACAAACCUCAGGAAAAUGAAGCCCUGUGCUGGUUACCUUAUUCAGUCUAGUGAUUUUUUUUUCUUUUC
This is a messenger RNA of Dryobates pubescens (Downy woodpecker), 2834 nucleotides long. It is a transcript of the gene EML1, whose product is annotated as EMAP like 1. Gene Ontology annotation, cellular component: mitotic spindle. Gene Ontology annotation, biological process: microtubule cytoskeleton organization. Bases 59 to 2617 code for a protein of 852 amino acids. NCBI's taxonomy places the organism in Eukaryota, Metazoa, Chordata, Aves, Piciformes, Picidae. The transcript is spliced from 23 exons. Gene Ontology annotation, molecular function: microtubule binding. The record is from RefSeq and is a predicted model, not a curated record.